CAUCUUUGUUGAGACAACGCUGCUGAGAGAAGAUGGCUUUACUUCCUGCAGGUCCUGAUUUAAGAAUCGUGAUGAUUGGAAAAACUGGUGUGGGCAAGAGUGCUGUUGGAAACACUAUUCUUGGACAGGAAAGGUUCGCAUCCAGUCCCAGUUUAUCAUCAGUAACUCAGGUCUGUGAAAAAGCUGUGACACGUUGGGGCAACAGAGUGGUUAGUGUGAUAGACACACCAGGGCUCCUGGACACUGAGAAAUCCGAGGACUUCAUCAAAAAUGAAAUUGUGAGAUGUGUUGAAGUCUCAUGUCCUGGACCUCAUGUGUUCCUGCUGGUCAUCGAACUUGGUCGAUUCACCAAUGCAGAGAAAAACUCUGUAGAAGCCCUGCAAAAGCUGUUUGGUCCAAAAGCUGACCAGUACAUGAUCGUGCUGUUUACCCGUGGUGGUGAACUCAAAAACAAGACCAUACAUCAAUAUCUACGUGAGGGCAAGCCAGAGGUUAGACAACUCGUUCAGCGCUGUGGAAACAGGUUGCAUGUCUUUGAAAACACCAGUAAAGACAGAAGUCAAGUGGUGGAGCUGAUAAAGAUGAUCGACAACAUGUUCAAAGCAAACGGGGGAGCAUACUACACAGAUGCCAUGUAUCAAGAAGUACAGGCAAAACAACAAAAGUCAAAGGGAAAUGCAUGUGCUGUCCAAUAUACCUUUAUUGGUGCUCUGAUCCAGCGUAUCAGAUUGUUUAUCUCUAUUCUAAGAAGAGAGUAGAUGGCCAUUAUCAACAGUCUAAACACAUCAUCAAUAUCCAAUCAGAUCAGAUGUGACAAUAUGGAAUAUAACACACACUUACACUAAAUAUACAGGUAGUUAUUAGGUAUUGACUCAGAUUUAUCAGUAAAAACAUAUAUAUGUUGUAGAUUUUAAGAAUGUUUCUCAGACUCAGACUUUUAAAGAUAAACAACAGUUGUAGUACAGGCUGUGAUUUGCUACAAAUAAAGUAAAAAAUAUUUUUUUUGUCUCUGGUACACAUAAACCUGUUCCUGAUUUUAUAAUAUGUAUAAUCAUGAUGAUUUGGUUUGUAAUAAUUUAAUUGUACACUUUGAUUUUCACUUAUUGGUGUAACAUGUAUGCCCUGAAAAAGUAAUGUUUAGUGUUAUUCUUGAAAAAUG
Epinephelus lanceolatus (giant grouper) is the source of this 1159-nucleotide messenger RNA. RefSeq names its product GTPase IMAP family member 7-like. Lineage: Eukaryota; Metazoa; Chordata; Actinopteri; Perciformes; Serranidae. Gene Ontology annotation, molecular function: GTP binding. The record is from RefSeq and is a predicted model, not a curated record.